CAGAUUUCCAGUUCCGGCGUAUGAGGAGGGAAAUUGGAAUUUUGUAAACAAAAUGCAAAAUGUCAGAUAGAAGACCUGCGAGAGCAAGAAAAGCUGUUGAUUAUGCCAAGUUUGGAGGACCUGAUGAUUUUGAUGAUGACUUUGCAGAUCUAACUCCACCUCCAAGUAAAAAGGCUAAAACUUCUUCAAGCAAAGACUUACAGAAAAAAACUACAGCAAUCACAGACAAAAAGAAACCUACAAAAAGUAGAACCCCUUUAGCAGAGAAAGUUUAUGAAAGGGAACUUCAGGCAGCAUUAGAACUCUCUUUGAUAGCAUCUCAAAGUUCUAACUGUGAUGAUGACGAUGAAGAUUUUAAACCUAAAAACAAUAAAAAGUCAAAUGUGAUAAAGAUAGAAAAGGAAAAAAUCAAUAAAACACCAGUGACUUCAACACCUUUUGAAGAAGUAAAGCAGAACGAUGUGAUAUGUUCAGUAGAAGUGAAUAAAGACAAAAAUAUAAACUGUAUCAAUAUAGAAAGACUGGGAAAUAGUUCAGAAAAGACUGAAACAGUGCAUGCAGAACACAAUGUUGAAAAUCAUAAAAUUUUACAUGAAAUUCAAAGGAAUAAAUCAGAUGGUAAUGAUAGUGAUAGUAUAAUUGUAUUAGAAGAUGAGGAAGAGCUAGGAAAGGGUGGGCGGAGGAAAUCAGUGAUCAAGGCCAAGGUUGUUUAUGAUGAUAGUGAGGAUAAUGAAAGUGAGUUUUCUGUGGAUGAGGAUGAUGAUGAUGAUGAUCCUAGUGAUGAUGAUUAUGAUGAAGACAAUGAUAGUGACUUUGAUUGUGGUAGUAAAAAGAAGAAAAAGGAUGCAAACAAAAAGACUGUCACACCUAAACCUACAAAACAAACUAAAACUAAUGUUGGCACAAAGCCUGCUGCAGCAUCCAAGCCUGGAGCUGAUUCUAAAGCAAAGACCAUUAUGCCUGUAGUAUCAUCAAAAGGUCCACUCAAAAGUCCAGCCAUUACAGUUAGAGCUGCAGUGAAAAGUCCAGCCAUUACAGCUAGACCUGCAGUGAAAAGUCCAGCCAUAAGAUCAGCAAUCUCAAGUCCAAUAGUAAGAACUGUACCUAAAUGGAAUCCUCCAGGUUCAGCAGAAAAUGUAAAUUCACCAUUAGGGAGUGCAUCUAUUCAAUCUCCAUCAUCAGGAGGGAUGAGAGUUGGACUAUCUAGAAAUCAGAGAGUAAAAUCACUACAUCCUGGACUUACACUCAAAACGACUUGAUGUUUUAAUAUUUAUUGUUUUAAUAAAAUUUUAGAUUGUAA
Mytilus californianus (California mussel) is the source of this 1300-nucleotide messenger RNA. RefSeq names its product RAD51-associated protein 1-like. NCBI's taxonomy places the organism in Eukaryota, Metazoa, Mollusca, Bivalvia, Mytilida, Mytilidae. The coding region runs from base 60 to 1259 and encodes 399 amino acids. The transcript is spliced from 8 exons. Gene Ontology annotation, molecular function: single-stranded DNA binding; double-stranded DNA binding. Gene Ontology annotation, biological process: interstrand cross-link repair; double-strand break repair via homologous recombination. The record is from RefSeq and is a predicted model, not a curated record.